Molecule: messenger RNA, 4953 nt
Organism: Stegostoma tigrinum
Lineage: Eukaryota; Metazoa; Chordata; Chondrichthyes; Orectolobiformes; Stegostomatidae
Gene: tcf21
Product: transcription factor 21
Exons: 2
Coding region: 162-713 (183 amino acids)
Biological process (GO): regulation of transcription by RNA polymerase II; developmental process
Molecular function (GO): DNA-binding transcription factor activity, RNA polymerase II-specific; RNA polymerase II transcription regulatory region sequence-specific DNA binding; protein dimerization activity
Source: RefSeq, a predicted model, not a curated record
GCGAGUCGAGAUAAAUUCCGGGUGUCGCAUCCAGUUCGCGGGGUCUUCAAUCAAACAGAGUCGUGGGGAAUCCACUGCAACUGAAAAGCUGCAGGCUGCUAACCGUCUCGGUCUCUUUUCUAUCUCUAAACACCAGCUUUGCAGGAGAUCCUGGCGCUACCAUGUCCACUGGGUCCGUUAGCGAUGCAGAAGACCUUCAGGAAAUGGAAGUGCUGGGAGCAGAGGGCGAAUGCGACGGGCUAAAGAGGAAAUCGAACAAGGAUUUCUGCACCUCCAACGACAGCAACGAAGACAGCUCCAACUAUGAGCACGAGUCCCCAAAGAAAGGCAGGGGGGCUUCGGGAAAGGGCCGCAAGACGGCCUCCAAGAAAUCCUCUCUGAAUGGGGUGACCCAGGAAGGGAAACAGAUCCAGCGUAAUGCUGCAAAUGCCAGGGAGAGGGCCAGGAUGAGGGUGCUCAGUAAAGCCUUCUCCAGACUCAAAACCACCUUACCCUGGGUGCCACCAGACACUAAACUCUCCAAACUCGACACCCUCCGGCUGGCAUCCAGCUACAUCGCCCACCUGAGACAGAUACUAGCCAACGACAAGUAUGAGAAUGGCUACAUUCACCCAGUAAACCUGACGUGGCCCUUCAUGGUGGCCGGGAAACCAGAGAACGAGCUAAAAGAGGUCGUGAACACGGCUCGUUUGUGUGGGACUACGGCGUCGUGACAAAAAGAAAAAUCCCGCUCAAACGAAGCCGGAGGAUUAACCGAGAAGCCGAUAAAUGGACAAACGAUGAGCUAAAAGCCGCCGGGGCCCUAUAAUCAUCUCAGCCUGGGCUAUAUCACAGGAGAAUGUUCUUACACUCCUAUCAUGUCGAUAUUGUUCCAGUACUUUGCUGGUCAAAGUGCUAAAAGGGGUUAUACACCUUCAUUUGUAAUAGUGACAGACUUUAAUGUUGUGCAAGAUAAUGUAGGUAUGGUGAAUUGCAGCAAUGGCUUUGAUAGUCAAUUGCUGUGUAAGGAAGCAUCAUAUAAAAGAUAUAUAUUUUCUUUAACCACAGGUCUUUUCAAACCAUGUAAAUAAAAGUUUGCUUUAUAUUUAAAAGUCUGUAGCCGUGUGGGUACAUCUUACAUUCUUUCUCACCUUAGGCCAGUCAUAUUUGUAUAUCUACCCGCAUGUUUGUGCUGAUUGAUUGUCGAGUACAGGCUGUUUGUAACAGAUCCCAACCUCCCCAAUAGGCGCAACCAAGUGACACCAGUAAUGAUUUGUUUACUUCCCCCACUAAAAGGAUAAGCAGGAGAUAUCUCUUGUUAUUGAGUCAGGACUCAAAGAAAACAAACAUCUGCACCAGCUUUGCAUCCUUGGAGCUCGGGCACGGCCGCUGACCCUGCGGGAAAAAAUGAAGUUUUGAUCUUAAAAACCAGCAAUAAAAACCUUCUAAACAUGAUGUCGCCUUGUUAACAAAGAGGCGGGGCAGCUGUAGGCUUUAAGUUCAAGGUGAUACUAACGGUGGCGCGGUUAGGUUUUACAAAGUCUGUUCUGCCAAGUUGCAGGGAGGUCCUACAGGUUUCUAGACGAGGUGACAUUUUAAGGGAUUUCAGAUUCUAACAGAAACAGGUACCAACCAGAAACAGAAUCGCUUCAUUAGAUUUCCCCCGUCCUGUUACUAACUAAGCCACAUGUGUCUCCUAAGGCCAUUGGCAGCUGGGUUGUAGCUGACCCCAAGCAGGUUGGCAGAGGUCAGCGCCUUUGGCUGGCUGGGCGGAGUACCGAGUCCAGAUUACUAAUGUUGUGCAUUGUAGUGCAGACAUUAGGGCGUUGGACAAUCCUCAAACCCCACAAACCCCUCCACCCACCCCCACAUCUCAUUCGCACGCGAUGGUUAUAUGGACGGAGGUAUGAGCGAUGACAUGUAUCCAUUGUGCGUGGAAUUUCACAGCAGUGAGUCACCGACUAGAUUAGCUUUCAUUGUAUCGUUCAUUCGUUAAAAUUGAAAGAACUAAAAUAUGAUUUUAAGCGGAAACACCAGGCCAUUUUGGUCGUGGCGUUGUAUCGCGCUCCAGGUGUGGCUGCCUGGAGAGGUUAUCACUGAAAUUGCCUGCCAACAUUCAUUGAAGAUGCCGCAAGGCUUUGCGGUGUCUAUAGCGCUUUCGCUAUAGCCGUCACCCAACAGUUGAUGGUGAGGUCAAGCGCUACUUAAGCGGAUAUCACCAUUUAAAUUCACCAUUUCACCAUCGGAACUGGAGCUAUGAAGAUAAGAUUUGAAACACAUCUGGAGGCUUUCUGAGACACUUUCUCACGGGCUUAGCGGACACCCCAAUUCUGGAAAUUAUUUGAGUACUUCCGAAUAAUGAGUUCCGUGCUCCUCAACUUUUAUAGGAGCCGGCAGGAGAGAGAGAAAGAAGAACGAACCGAACAGCGCCGACUGCUGCAGCAGAGGAUGUUGAGGUGAACUGAGGUCCAUUUGGAUCUCUUCCAUAAGGCUUCCAGUUUUACAGCCAAUAAUCUCUUCUUUGGGGGCAGUCAAAAACCUGUCGCUGUGUGCCAGCAAGAAGCAUUGUACAACUUCAGUGGAAGUAGGUGUAAAAUUCCCGCAUAUACAGCUCCAUGAAAAAUGUGUCUGUUUGGCAUAUUAACGCUGCAACUACAACAUGGUCGAACCUUAUUAAUCAUCAUUUAGUCUGAAAUUGUGAUUUAAUAUCUGGCAUUUCAAACAGGCAUUUCUUAUUAAUAUGGCACCCAUUUAAUAACUGUUGAUUUAAAGUACUUGGGUUUUGAUUUUAUACUUUUUUAUUUUGAAAGCAAAAUGGUAAAGCAAUCUCUUCACUUUUGGUUUCAGAAAGGCAGUAACAAGCAGGUAUUUAACCUUUAAACUGUUGAUUAUACCAAGCCUGUCCUUGGUAUUUUUUUCAAUUUGAAGAAGGGUCUAGGCCUGAAAUGUCAGCUUUCCUGCUCCUCCGAUGCUGCUUGGCCUGCUGUGUUCAUCAAGCUCUACACCUUGUUAUCUAUAAUUCAUAUAUUGGGGGAGAUUUUUCAAUUUUAUUAGCCACUUUUUGGUUUGUUCUAAAAUAUUCAUUAAUUUCAGUUUUAAAAUCUGAUUUAUUUAUACGAUAGUGUUACUUUAUUUCAAGCUUAACAUCUCGAUACAUUUCUUCCCCAGUGCCUAGAGCAGCCUAUACUCCAUUAUUAAAUGGGGCUGCACACCUCUUAAAUUUGUUUCUGGUUGGUUUCAACCCAUUAACUAAGAUUGGUUUUCCACUCAGCUGCAAGACUAAACAUGACUGUUAACUCUAUUAUCUCAAUGGCAUUUGUAGAUCAAAAUUAAACAAUUUUGUUGGUUUCUUGUUUUAAGUACAAAGUUGCAAAUAGAAUAACCAGUCAGCAGUCUAGCAGAGGCGUACACCAAAAUAAUCUGCCACACCACUGACAUUCCCAUAGCAUGUUUUUAUUUGAACUAUUCCUGAAGUUAAUAUAGAUCUUUCGUUCUCACAAUUUGGUCUUCUCCCAAGUCUCAUCCAUGUUUGUAAGAACUGAAGAAUGUUUGAAACAGCCUUGACCUGUCAUAUUGCACAUACCACAUUCCUGUCAUUUCAAUUAUCCCAACCAUACAAUCUGUUUCUAGAGCACAUAAAACAACACUGUUCACUGUAUCUCAGUACAUGAGACAAAAAUAAAUCAAAUCAAAUCAAAUGAAACUACCUCUCAAUCUGGAAAGGAAUGUGUUGGUGCUUGGUGUGGGCGUGUGACUUUUUAAAAACAAAGGUAGCAAAUGAGCUGAUUUUAAUCAUUUAGGAGGUUGUACUACACCUGUUUCUCACAGGGAUGUUUCGAUUAAAACUGAAGGAUUAAGAAGUACUGUAUGCUUCUAUGUCCAUAAAGCCAGUUACACUGUUCCGAGUCAACAACUUAUCCGAUUCUUUUUAAACAUGUGCAACAGUAACAGUUUUGUUUUCUGUGAGCCUGUUUUGUACAUCUAUUUCAGUGCUCCUUUCAAGCUUGUUAAUGUUGUGCUCGUUCAGUUCCACAAAUCACCUAAUCACAACUCCAUUAUUUAUUGCUUUUAACAUUUUAACGACUUAUUUCAUGCGCCCUUUUCAUCUUCUUCCUUACAUAGAAAAAUCAAAUGCACUCUGUAACACAAAAUAUAGUUAUAUUGAUACUUCUGUUUUGCUGCAAAUCACCUGCUACUUUGCAGCAAUGCCAGAGAGACUUUAAGAUCCAAGGACCUACAGUGUGCAACCCAUACGUCCUCAUACACAUUGUGAAUUCAAUAUCUGUGCAGCUUAGCUCCAAUGGUGUACCCAGUUGCAUUUUAAAAAUGCGUGGCGAUACAUUCAAUCUCCAGGACACUUUGUAAACUUUGACAGAAUCUUCUGUAAUAAUUAGUUUGUUAAAAAAAAGACAUUUCCACAAAUGCUCCAAUGAUAUUAUAAACAUAUUUAAGUGGAAAGAUUAUGGUUGGCAGCCAAGCAAAUUCAUUAAGACGUGGUAUCACAAAUCAAAGUGUGAACCUACUGAUCUCAGAUACGCCAGAGUCUCUCGUAUUUUUUGAGUUUUCAGUACUAGAAUCAUUCUUAUCAAUUAUAACCAUUUAUGUUUGCAAAACGGUUGCCUCAUUUUUCUACAUACAACAGUCAUUGCAUGCCAAUAUGAUUAAUUGGAUAUGAAGUACUUUGAGAUGUUUGUCAAUAGCUUAAUAAAGAGUAUUAUGUGAAUGCAAGUCUUUUUUAAUCUCUAUAAUUGUCACAUUUUGUCUUUGUUGAAAUGAAGAUUGAUACAAUCAUUCCCAUCAAAAUGUCUUUUAAAAUAUUUAGAUUUCCUCAGAUGAUGAAACUUCUGAUGUGACCUGGAGUAAAUUGGCAUCAUAAGAAAUAAGUAGAAUUGAGAUUCAUUGUACCAUUAUCACUUUUGGAAAAGGCUUACAAGGUCUUUCCUCCAGACCUGUCCAAUGCAACAAAAUUUAACA